GAAGUCAGACCUCGAGGUUUCAGCUGUAUCCACUCUAUCAGUAGAUUUGCUCAGAGAGGAAAUAGCACAGACCAUCAGACAGAAGUUCCCAGACACACCUGAAGUUCAGCUUGCACAGAGUGUGACAACCAGGGGCAUUACAUACAGGAAGGGUAUGAUACUGGCCCACAGAGCAACAGGUGGACUGCCUGAUUUCAGUGAAAUUGAACAGAUCUGCAUUUUACACAACAGUGUAUUUUACAUCGUCAUUGAGCUCUGUGGUUGGUACAGACAGCAUUACAGAGCCUUUGAACUCAGUCCAUCACCCACAAGAUCAUUCACACUCGUGGCACCCAGUGAACUCCUUGAUAUCUAUCCACUUGUUGACUACAAGAUUGGAUCAGCUCGCAUGGUGACUUUGAAAAGACAUAUUGAAAUAAAAGAGUAAAGGACUUGACCAUGCCUGUGAUUGUGAAGAUCUUACUGACUGAUGGCAGCUGUCAGAGGCUGAGUCUUGCACAUGGAGUCCCUGAAUCUCUUGAAGACCUUAUGGCUGAAGUCAAAAAACAAUGCAGCCUUCAGGGAAACAUCAGACUUCAGUUUAUGGACUCGUUGUUUGGGAAUGAGUUCAUGAACUUAACUUCUGUUUCAGAGGUGGAGGACAGAGGGACUCUACGAGUAAUUGAUUUGUCAAUGCCCACAAUGCAACAGGAGAGCUCUCCAUUCCAACACCUCCAAGAAUCAAGUCCUUCCUCAGCAAAUGACCUCUCAUCACCAUUAGGUCAACCUGUGGAUACAGAUAUACUGUCCUCAAAUGAGUCUACAAGCUCACGGUCCUCCUGGCCAGAUGUGUUUCAUGUACCCAAGUUCUCCUAUGACGCAGAAUUAAAACUUCAGCAGGCAGGUUUAGUUUACAUUCAAAAUGGCACUGUACUCAUUCCAGAUCCCAAGUUGAAGUCAGCCAUCCUUGAUGGGUUAGUGCAGGAAAUUGUGCAGUAUAAAGUCUAUGUUAGUGAUAAGGAGAUGGAACAAGUAGCCCAGAGUCUCAUCAAGAAACAUCCAUGUCUAACUCAGAAGGGGUCCAGUACUGGAUAUGGAGGAUGGAAGAUGAGUUUAAAAUAUAAACUAUCUAACUACCGCACACAACUGAGAAAACUGGGAUGCCCAGAAGUGACAGUGAACUCUUUAAAAAACAAACCUGCGGGAAAGCGCAGCGCAGCCUUUGGCAUCAAAAAGGCAAAAAGAGCAGAAGUUAAUUUUUGCCCAACAUACCCAUCAGCAGAAACUGAGGAGAGUCUAGAAUCCAUGCGAAAAGCUUUACUCUUGGAUGUUGGGAAGAGGAACAACCGAGAGGCUGUGAAGCUCAAGAUGGAAAAAACUUUCGCAUAUAGAAGACAUGAGAUUGUUCGUGACGCACCGAUGGUGGAAGAUUUUAGGUUGAGAUGGCCUGCUUUGUUUGAAGUCAGUGAGAUCAACGCUGAAUUCAAGAGAAUCACCACUGUUCCGCUUCAGUCCAAGUUCCUGUCUCAGCUAGACCUCCACUCCGACAAUCUGAUAAGGCUGUUCCAAAGGAGAGGAGGACAGCUAGGGGAAAAGCUCAAAAGAGUCGCUGCACAAAUCGCUGUUUGUGAUGAUAUAGAUGCUGGACGAGAGUGUAUCAUCAAAGGAGUCUGUGUUUACAUGGGCGAAGAUCCAGAUAACCUUCUACGGGAAUAUGUGAGCCUUGAUGACAACACCAUCAACGAGGCCAUCGCAGACACCACUGUUGGGAUCUACAUCAUCAAAGAAUGUGCUUCCAGUGGUAACAUUGAGGACAUUGGCAUUGUUCUGGAAGGCAUCAAGGUGUUGAAAUAUCUUGAUAAUGUAGCAUUAGCUGUUGCUAUGUUGUUUGGGCUGAUGUAUGUGCUCAACCUGAACUACCCUGCUGACCUCCGCUACACCUUUGAAGUUAUCCAAAAGAUUUGGAUGGAACUAGAUGCAAGCAAGCUUUCCAACAAAGCACUUGCUUUGAAAAACAGGCUCUCUGAGUGAACUGGACUAAAUGAUGACUGCACUCUUUUCUUUUCUUUUUUUUUUGCAAAUCUAUGUCAUCUAUCUGAUGCUGCAAUGGUGGAUAAUUUUAUGGCAAGAUGGCCUGCUUUGUUUCAUCCUCCAACCAAAGACAGUGUUCACAGGAUUAUAACCAGGUUACUUUUUUUGAAAACUAGCUCUUGCCAGUUUGUGGCACAUUUAGUUAAUGGGUUACAGUAAAAAAAAAAAAACUUUUAUUACUGUUGUUGAUAUUUUACAUUUGCUCUUAAUGAUGCUUUUAACAGUUCACAAUAUGUUUGAAUCUACCACUACUGUAAGUGACUGAAGUGUGUCCAACAGAGCACUUUUUUUGGCAAAUCUGUCAUCUAUCUGAUGCUGUUCACAAGACUGUGAACGUCAGGCAUGGUGGAUGAUUUUAGGGCAAGAUGGCCUGCUUUGUAUCCUACAACCUAAGAUGGUGUUCACAGGGAUAUAACCAUUGUUUUGUUUUUUUUUUAACACUAGAUCUUACUUGCUAGUUUGUGGCAUAUUUGGUUACUGGGUUACAGUAAAAAUUUUAUUGUAACUGUAUGCCUGGUAUUUUAUUUUUGCUCUUAAUGAUGCACUGCACAGUUUACAAUAUUUUGUAAGUUGUACUACUGUAGUUUUGAAUACACUGAUAUUCUAAUGGUUACAGCUUUGUAUUUCUAUGCUGAAAUUACUGUAUGGCAACUGCACUUAAGUCCCUUUGUUUGUGAUUUGCAAAGAACAGUAAAUUUUGUUUUUUAAAAGCAAA
Messenger RNA from Scatophagus argus, 2785 nucleotides. RefSeq lists its product as uncharacterized. Lineage: Eukaryota; Metazoa; Chordata; Actinopteri; Scatophagidae. The transcript has 5 exons. The record is from RefSeq and is a predicted model, not a curated record. The coding region runs from base 439 to 2010 and encodes 523 amino acids.